GAUCAGUUGGAAAUCAAACCCCUGCCCUUCCCGCUUACCUGUAUGUGCCCGACGCAUCUCACGAUAGCCUCGUUCCGGGCGGGCUGCGACGCCAUCGCUCACUCGUCUCCGGCGCCCCCGCCGACCACCGUAUCACAACAGCCCUAUCGCAACAUACUCGUCUCCCUCCGUGUCCUCGCCUCAGGCUCGCUUAGUAGCAGCUGUCGCACAGAGUUCAAACGCUCCCGCACGCGUCCUCCACAGGCGAGGAUGCCUCUCACGGGAGCCUGCGCAGUGCGGCGGACGGAGCAUCGCCGUCAGGCUUCGUUAUCUCGACACGGCGUGGACUCGCACCAUGCGCCCAGAAGACACUCGUUAUGGAGAGGCCUGCACGGUGGGGACGUGUAGGUGUGUUCGGCGGGCGUGGUGGCCCUGCGAAGCCAGCCGCGUUCGUCGUCUCCCUUGCCGGCGCUCCAUCGCCACCUCGUCGAGACCGCAGUCACCCUGGGAGUUGGCUGAUAAGCUUUCAUCGUCUGGGCUCACGCAGAGUUCGCACUGUGGACGCGUGGGCUUGGGCGCCCGAGGAGAUGCCGUCUUCUGGGCUCAGCAGCCCGUAAUGUUCUGGAGCAGUAUUGGCAAGCCUGAUGAAUUGAUCGCACGUUCGGUCAGACGUGAUUACCUCUGUGUCGGGCGAAGCUGUCCAAAGAGAGGCAUACGAGGCCUAGUCCCACGACCUCAUGCAAUAAUCGCUCGAGUCACUGCGGACCGCGCAAGACACAACCUGGAAUCAUGCACUUUUCAUCGUGUACGAUCAGAAGGCUCAUGCUCGCUGAUCGUGCAGUACCGUCUAGCAUCGAUCCGAUUGCACUCCUCAGCGGACUUAACGUGGACUCGGCACGCGACGGUAUACGACCAGAACCAGUGCGACGCCGUAUCGAUCAGGAUCUGCCCGACAGGAGGUUGGUUCCCCGGACGCACCUGAUCUCCCCAAUUGUUCUGUACGCGCUGCGUAAUACUCAUACCGUGCCACGCAUCUACACGCUGAGCGUAUAUUAUUCCUGUGGAACGAGUCUAUCGC
Molecule: messenger RNA, 1057 nt
Organism: Rhodofomes roseus
Lineage: Eukaryota; Fungi; Basidiomycota; Agaricomycetes; Polyporales; Fomitopsidaceae
Exons: 4
Coding region: 335-961 (208 amino acids)
Source: RefSeq, a predicted model, not a curated record